This is a messenger RNA of Caenorhabditis bovis, 1212 nucleotides long. NCBI's taxonomy places the organism in Eukaryota, Metazoa, Nematoda, Chromadorea, Rhabditida, Rhabditidae. The record is from the annotation of a GenBank genome assembly.
AUGCUGGCGGCGUCCGAGGAAUUGGAUCCACCACCAGUUAGCUCCUCUUCGACAAAUUCUGAGGAGAAGAAAGAUAGCAUUUCUGAUGAUCAACGGCAACAUCCACAUGGUUCGUCCUGCACUAGUAGCAACACGCAUCAUAACUCGUCAUCGUCGUGCUCGCCGGCUACACCGCAGGAAAUGUCUUCUAAUCGUCACAUUCAACAGCAAAGCGACGAGCAUAAUCGAUCGAAUCUUGAUCGUGUCGUUGGCGACAUAAUGAAAUCGGAAUCAUCACUUCUCGAUGUCGAUUAUAUGCAUAUUAUGCAGAAUCGGCUGACGUCGCAUGAUCAGAUGACAUCUAUGCCAUUACAUUUGCAAUUUGGACGUAACUCUACUCAAACAGCGGAGCGUCAUCAUUCUGCAGAAAGCCUUCAACCACCGACACCGGCUCCGGCACGACGGACUCGCUCAUCCAACGACGGAAUGAUAAAAUGUCAAUUUUGUCCGAAAAAGUGGAGCAAUGAACACGCGCUUCGCGCUCAUAUGACGGAUUGUCGUUUAUUACGAUCUCAUGAAUGUGCGCAGUGCGGAAAGCGAUUCAAAGCUCGCGGAGGACUUCAACAACACAUGAGAAUACAUAGUACGGAGAAGCUUUACGGUUGCACCUAUUGCGUUAAAAGGUUCACCCAGAAAAGUCAUUUGGAUCAGCACGAACGUAUUCAUACUGGUGCCAAGCCUUUCUCGUGCCAGUUUUGUGGACGAGCAUUUAGACAACGCUCGCAACAAAUUGGACAUGAGUCAACUCAUGCCCCACAUUCGACAACCAAUACUAAUGCAUCCGUUUCAUCUGCGGGAAACACUGCUCCUCGCACACCUCGUAAAAAGCGACAGAAUGCUUCAAGCGAAUUCAAGCAGUCGCAAAACUCGCCGCCGCCUAACCUUAAUCAUCUGGACGUCGCAGCAGCAGCUGCAAUGAUGCAACAAAACCAUCUGACGCAUGACAUACUUGGACACCUCGACCAUCAGAGAUCUGAUUCACUUCUUGCGUUGUCGUCGCAAAACCAAUCGUCAAUAUCGUCGCUUCUCGGUCUGCAACAUGAUAUCACACAUCAGCAACCGCAACAACAUCAUUUACUACAUCAUUCGCAUCUUUCAUCUCAGCAACUUCAUGACUUUGGAGCGUCCGUCGCGACGCCGUCUGGAAUGCAGCUGAUAAACGGGUUGCACUGA